Molecule: messenger RNA, 3339 nt
Organism: Salarias fasciatus (jewelled blenny)
Lineage: Eukaryota; Metazoa; Chordata; Actinopteri; Blenniiformes; Blenniidae
Gene: slc45a1
Product: solute carrier family 45 member 1
Exons: 10
Coding region: 228-2633 (801 amino acids)
Biological process (GO): transmembrane transport
Cellular component (GO): membrane
Molecular function (GO): sucrose:proton symporter activity
Source: RefSeq, a predicted model, not a curated record
GGGGGAGAGAAGGAGAGGGGGAAGGAGAAGAGGGACGGAGGAGAGAACGGGGGGAUGACAACAAAGGGCAGAAAUAUCACUAAAAAGAAAAAGAAAAACAAAACAAUCAUGUCUCUUAUAAUUUACACCCGGGUUUUUAUACAUCAUCACGGUUACUCGGUUCACCUACACAGUAUGCCGCAAUAAAUGACGAGCCGCCCCGAGAAGUGUAAGCUGGCUUGAAGGAGAUGUCAUCUCCAGGCAUGGGCACCCCAAGUGACCCCCUCCUGGCCAGUCCGGGAGGGCGGUUACCCACAGCUCAGGAAGGGAUCUGGAGGAGCUCACUCCCCAAAACUGCCAGCUUCCCCACGUCCACCACACGCCACCUCAGUCACCGGGCCAACAACUUCCAAAGACAGCCAAAGCGCAGGAAGCUGAUACGGCCUUCCCCACCUCCGCCUCCCAACACACCCUGUCCCCUGGACCAGCUGGACCUCAGUGAGCUUCCCCCGAGACGCACCUUCCAAGAGCUGCUCUUCAACGGCUGCAUCCUGUUUGGUAUUGAGUUCAGCUAUGCCAUGGAGACGGCUUACGUGACUCCCGUGCUCUUACAGAUGGGCCUGCCUGAUCAAUUCUACAGCUUAGUGUGGUUCAUUAGCCCCAUUCUGGGAUUCCUCGUUCAGCCUCUCAUUGGAGCUUGGAGUGAUCGUUGCACAUCCCGGUUUGGGCGAAGGAGACCUUUUAUUUUUGCUUUGGCCAUAGGGGCACUGAUUGGUCUGACCCUCGUGCUGAAUGGACGAGAUAUUGGAGGAGUCCUGGCUGACACAGCAUCAAAUCACAAAUGGGGAAUUGUCCUGACUGUGUGUGGCGUGGUUCUGAUGGACUUCAGCGCUGAUUCAGCUGACAACCCGAGCCAUGCCUACAUGAUGGAUGUGUGCAGCCCAGAAGAUCAAGACCGGGGGCUGAACAUCCACGCAUUGCUGGCAGGGCUGGGUGGCGGGUUUGGAUACAUUGUCGGUGGCAUCAACUGGGACCAGACACAGUUUGGAAAGUCAAUGGGAGGUCAGCUGCGGGUCAUAUACCUGUUUACAAGUGUCACUUUGGUGAUCGCCACAGCCAUGACUCUGAUGAGCAUCCCUGAACGACCCCUGCCACAAAGCCAGCAGAGCAAGAACUCCAGCAAAAACCACCUGAAAAGCCCCAGCCUCCCUCUUCCUCCCUCUCCUCCCGUCCCCCCUGGACUGACCCUGGGUCUGGAUGAGGAAGACGAAGACGGUCUUUACAGCUACAACUUCUCCAAGUCUCACGCUGGUAAUUCAGACCCUCUCGCCCAUUCUUGCAGCGCCAAUGCGCGUCUCUGCGCUGGUCUCACAAGUCCCAUAUCGCCCCUGAGCCCCCUCACUCCAAAGUAUGGCAGCUUCAUAAGUCGAGACAGCUCGCUCACCGGCAUCAACGAGUUCGCCUCCUCAUUAGGAACCUCCUAUAUAGACAGUGUGCUCAUCGACUGCUACACUGGUCAGCAGACGCCACAGGGACUGGCCCCGGGCUCCAAUGCCAUGCCCCUGCCUCCAGGGGACUCGCCUCCUCCUGAGGAGCGCACACAGGAGUCAGGGAGCCAGGCUGCGGGAGGGACCCAGGCCGACGAGGCUCAGGAAGCAGCGGGAGAUGCACAGCCGCACGGCGCGUCUCAGGGCACGGCUGGGGCUCAGGCUGGGGCUCAGGCUGGGGCGGGGCCUCAUCGGGGCUCCGCUGCAGGCAUCCUGAAGAGACCGCAGAGUCUUGCACUGAUGGAGGAGCCGAUGGCAACCCAGAUUGUCGGGCUGGAGAAUGGACGCAGGAGAACGGUGACUUUUAGCCAGCAGGUUGCAAAUAUUUUGCUGAAUGGGGUGCGCUAUGAGAGUGACCUGAGUGAGAAUGUGGAAACAGGAGAAUCCCAAAUGUCGAUGAAGCUGCUGUGUAUAGCCAUCUACAGAAUGCCGCCCUCUCUCCGGAGUUUAUGCACUAAUCAUUUUUUGGGUUGGCUGUCCUUUGAAGGCAUGCUGCUCUUCUACACUGACUUCAUGGGGGAAGUCGUGUUCGAAGGAGACCCCAAAGCCCCCCACGACUCCGAGGCUUACGAGCGGUAUAACGCUGGCGUCAGCAUGGGCUGCUGGGGGAUGUGCAUCUAUGCAUUCAGUGCUGCUUUCUACUCAGCCAUAUUGGAGAAACUGGAGGAGCGUUUCUCCCUUCGCACUCUGUAUUUUUUCGCUUACCUGGCGUUCGGUUUGGGCACAGGCUUGGCGACGCUGUCCACCAACCUCUACGUGGUUCUCUCACUCUGCGUCACCUACGGGGUGCUCUUCUCCUCUUUAUGUACGCUGCCUUACUCUCUGCUGUGUGAAUACUACCAGAGCCCUCAGUUUUGCGGCUCCUCAGAAGAAGGGACCAGGCGAGGCAUGGGGGUGGACAUCUCUCUGCUCAGCUGCCAGUACUUCCUGGCGCAGAUCCUGGUCUCUGUGGCGAUGGGACCCCUGACCUCUCUAGUGGGCGGGGCCCAGGGAGUGAUGUACUUUGCAAGCCUGAUGUCAUUCGUGGGCUGCGUGUACUCCUCCCUCUGCGUGGUGUACCAGCUGCCCCCCGCUGAGGGAAGAGGAGAAGUUGAGACUGGGGUGUGAAUCAGCAUUCAGUCGGAAACCCAACAAAACAGAAGAACAGCAAACAGGGAGAAGACUCAUGUGAACUAUGGGUCAUCCUGGAGGUGGACUACAUUUAAAAAAAAAAAAAGACUGUUUGGAGGGUCACAGAGCCAGCAGCAAGUGCUUGUUGUCAUCAUUAGGGCGCAUGCUUAAGGUAGUUGGCUUCUGCUCAUCAACUCGGUGUAGUGAUUACCUUCUGUUUCUUCGACACAUUCCAGCUUCUGACUGGAAAUCUCAAACCUCAUCCAUCUCUCAUUCGGAAGAAGCCAUCGUCAUCGUCAAAGUGGUACACUCGGUUUGUUUUGUACGUCUGCCGUGCCGUGGCAAACGGCACGCUUUGUCCGUCCAGCCUCGACUCGGGCGACGGGCCUGACUUCAGGGCGCUACCAAGAGGUCAACUUCAGUAUUUCAAUCCUUUCAUUGUGAUGGUUUCACUGACUGAGCACCCCAACAGUCUGGUGCCUCAGCAGAAUGUCAAUGAUGGCCUCCUGGACUGAGCGGAUGCACGCCAUGCUAAUGUUUCUGAGGAAACAGUAACUGUACCAAUCAUGCUGUUGCAGCUUGCUUAAGAAACAAAACACAGUUUGUGUUAUAUUGUACCACCUAUUGCUUAUUAUUAGCAGUGUUACUGUAAAAGCUACUUCAAUUCAGGGUUCAGUUCUAACUAAAAAUGAUCAUUUUGCCA